UUUGCAUUAUUUAAUAACAGAUCAUCAGCACAAAUUCUUUUCACUAGGUGCAUUCAUUCAGUAAAAUCACAAUGAGGAUUCAGAGAAAAUUAUUGCCAACUAGUAUUUUAUGCAUUUCUGUUCUUAUCGUGAUUUAUGGAUUGGUGGCUGUUGCACCUGAACCUGAACCGGAACCGCCUUCUAAUGGAGGAAAGGUAUCUAAAACUAUCACUGUUGGUAAAUCAGGGCAUGUUGAUUUCUCAAGUAUUCAAUCUGCCAUAAAUUCCAUACCAGUUAACAAUAGAGCAUGGGUACGUGUUCAAAUCGAGAAUGGCGUUUACGGAGAGAAAGUGCAAAUUCCUAUAGAGAAACCCUUUAUUGUGUUGGAAGGUGAAAGCAUGAAAGACACAAUUAUCGCAUAUGGAGACUACGGUUUGCACAAGAACGCGACGUUUAGUGUUUUCGCUGAUAAUGUUGUUGCUCGACGUAUAAGCUUCUAUAAUACAUAUAAUCAUCCAUUAAACAAUGGUGUAAAUAAGAAUACAAUACAUGAGGCAGCUGCGGCCAUGGUAAUGGGAAAUCGGAUUUCCUUCUAUGAAUGUGGUUUCUAUGGAUUACAAGAUACACUAUGGGAUGUACAAGGACUUCAUUACUAUAAAUCUUGCUUCAUUGAAGGAUCUGCUGACUUCAUAUUCGGGUUGGCUCGGUCAAUAUUUGAGAAAUGUGUAAUAUCAGUGAUCGAUGACGGGUACAUAACAGCACAAGGAAGAGACAGCUUCGAAGAUAGAAGUGCAUUUGUGUUUAAAGAAUGCAGCGUGAUCGGUACCGGUAAAACUUACCUUGGAAGACCAUGGAGAUGUCAUUCAACUGUUCUCUUCUACAACUCUAGUUUUUCUAACGCUGUUGUUCCUCAAGGAUGGGAUAUUUGGAAUUGCCACGGUCACGAGAGCGACAUAACGUAUGUCGAGCAUGGAUGUCAUGGACCAGGAGCAAACACGUCGAAACGUGUUAAUUGGGUGAAAAAACUAAACAACAGGAUGGUGUCCAGAAUGUCGAGUUUGAGUUUCGUUAAUAAAAGAGGUUGGAUUGAAAAGCAACCUUAAAGAAUUUCUUGUCUUUCUGUUGUCACGAAAAUUUGUACGGAUUAAUACGUGAGUCAUUUUUAUUAUGCUUAGUGAUAAUUCCUCGGUAGGCAUGUAGCAUUACUCGUAACAAUAUCAGAACGGAUUUUAAAUACAAACAGAACAUUAC
Messenger RNA from Papaver somniferum (opium poppy), 1230 nucleotides. Its product is annotated as probable pectinesterase 29. The transcript has 5 exons. The coding region runs from base 72 to 1082 and encodes 336 amino acids. Gene Ontology annotation, molecular function: pectinesterase activity. Lineage: Eukaryota; Viridiplantae; Streptophyta; Magnoliopsida; Ranunculales; Papaveraceae. The record is from RefSeq and is a predicted model, not a curated record. Gene Ontology annotation, biological process: cell wall modification.